CUCAGAUAUAUUCAUUAUCCUCCACCACAGAAAUUGAAAAUCGUCAAUAACCCUAACAAAUUUUCUAAACCUUUCAUCUUCAAUCCCAAACCCUCGCUCUCAUCUCACAAAACACUGAAUUCAUGGCAAAAAAGAAAGCAGACAGCAAGCCCCACAAACCCCAAGACAAAACCCAUUAUCAUCACCAUCAUCAUCAUCAGACGAUGGCCGACGCUGCUGCUUCUGAGAAUUCUCAGCUUGAUAAUUUGAAAUCACUCAACGCAAUGUUGGUUAAAGAGACCGCUGUGCUCCGUCAACAGGUUGAUUCGUUAGUUCAGUCAAAAGGGUAUUUGGAAUCUGAGUUGAAUCGGUCUGCAAUGGAUAACGCUUCGUUGCAGUCACAGAUGAAUGCGUUGGCUGAACAGGUGUUGAUGGUGGAGAUUGAGAAGGGAUUGGUGUCGAUAUUUGUGACUUCACAUGUGAAUCAACUGGCGGAGGUUGUUGGGAAAGAGAUGGAUGGAUUUUGUAGAGAAAGGGUUGUAAUGGAGGCGAGAAUCGAGAAUUUUAAGGGCGAUAUGAAAAGGGUUUUAGAGGAGAAGAGUGAGAUUGAGAAAUCGAAGGGCGAGAAAGAAUCAGAGAUUGGGGAUUUGAACACAAGAUUAGAACAACUUAUGGCUGAGAUCAACAACGAGAAGGCUGUUGUGUCUCGUGUUUGUGAUGAAAAGGAUGAAAUUAGGGUUCAAUUGGAUGCUAGAAUUCAAGAGGUGAAUGAGUUGCAAUUGAAGGUGACUCAAGCAGACAAAAGGGAAGCUAUGAUUUCGCAGGAUCUUACAGAAUUAAAGGCUAACUAUGAUAGGUUAGUUGAGGAAAACACAGCCAGUGAGAGACGAAUUGAAUCUAUAUUGGCUGAAAAGGACUCAAUUGAGACUAAUGUGGUUGAGUUGAACAUGCUGGUUGAUGAUUCGAAGCAAAAAAUUGCGGAGCUACUCGAACAGAAAACGGCCAUCGAAGGUGAGAAGAAAAAGCAAGAAAGAGAGAAUGAUGAGUUGCAAACUGAAGUGGGAAAACUCGAUGAUUUGGUACAAAGUAUGAGAAUCAAGGAGGGAGCAUUGCUUGAGAAACUUGCUGAUUUGGAGAAGAGAUAUGCUGAAAGUUCCAGCAAGGAGAUGGAUAUGAAGACGGAAAUAGAUAGAUUUGUAGAAGAAAAGAAAGAAACCGAAGAACGAAUUAGCAAUCUGGUUAAUGAGAAGAGUUUGGUGGUGAAAGAUUUGGAGGAUGCCAUGAAAGAGUUAGAGCACCAGAAGCUUGCAAUUGAGAAGAUAGUUCAGAAUAAAACUGAAAUUGAGGAUGCCAAGAUUCAAGGGGAGACUGAAGGGUUGAAGAUGAAGGAACAAUUGAUUGAGUUUCAAGAAAAAAUUUCGUCACUGGAAAACUCUAAAUUGGAUCAAAAUGAAAAACUUGAGCAAUUGCAGUUUGAAAUUAGCCACUACAAAGCUUCAUUUGAUCGAGUUAAGAUAGAGAGAGAUGAAGCUCAAAAGGGUCUUGAAGAAGAAAAAACCAUCACAACAGAUUACAAACAGAGGAUUAUAGGUUUUGAAAAGGAAAUCGAAGAUCUGAAUGAAGAAUUAGGGAAGAUGACAACUGCAAACGGGAAACAUUUAGAAGAGAAAAACGAGUUGGAGAACCGUUGUGCAUCGUUGGUGGAAAAAGUAGCUUCAUUAGAGGCAGAACAUGCGGAAGCCCGAACAGAAUGUGAUGUUACAAAGGAUAAAUUAGGAUUAGCCGAAGCUAAAUCGAACAGGGUUUUGAAAAUCUUGAAGAGAACAGUGUCGGAUAGUGUUGAAACCAGUGAUUUUGAUCAAGAAAACGGUAUGGAUGAAGAGAUGAAAGAUCAUGUAACAGAUCUUGAAGCAAUCAAGGGAGCUUUCAAGGAUAAAGCAAAUAGAAUAGAAGAUAUGAAGAUGCAACUUGAAUUGUUUAAAAACUCCGCUGCUGAAGCCCAUAAAGAGAAGAGCUUUUGGACGAUGGUGUCAUCUGCAACCACGCUUUUAGCUGCUGCUGUUUCUGUGGCGUAUGUCGCUCGAGCACACUGAUUCGAUCCAAGUUUUGAGAUAUCUUGCUUUUGGUAAAAUAAAAUAUGUUUGAGGAGUUGGAUCAAAUUGAUUUCUAACUUUGCAAUUUGUUCAUGAGAUGAGUUCUGGGUUUGAAAAUUACAACUAUUAAUCUGAUAUGGUUACCAUGUU
Molecule: messenger RNA, 2222 nt
Organism: Cynara cardunculus var. scolymus (artichoke)
Lineage: Eukaryota; Viridiplantae; Streptophyta; Magnoliopsida; Asterales; Asteraceae
Product: centrosomal protein of 55 kDa-like
Exons: 2
Coding region: 123-2072 (649 amino acids)
Source: RefSeq, a predicted model, not a curated record